UCUAUUUUGAGGAAUUUUUCAUACUUUCGAGAGCCGUCUGCUACCCGCUGCCCUUGUACUGCGAGGUUUACUGCAAGCAGCAAAGGUUUUAGCGAUCGAUAAUGACAGCAUUUACGAUUUGUGUGAGACGCUUACAUUUGACGAUGGACACGGCUUAACCAAACCUCCUUCUUCUUGUUAGUCAUUCAAACAACAAACGUAACAUGCCGUAAUGACUCGAAAGUCAGUCAAGUUCCCUUCCGGAUUUCGACGAGGCCCAUGGAAAUCGAAUUUGGUGAAACGCGAUAGCGAUGACAAAAACACCACCAACAGAAUUUUGAUUAGUGAUUCUUGUGCUGAGCGUUGGUCAAGUCUUAAGCUUAAAUUUCAUUUCAAAACCGAUUCUGAGUUGGUUGACUACUUACUGACACUUGGUGAAGCCCAGCCCCCCAAACCUAGCCUCUCCCCUGAACAUGAUUCUGAUAAUGGAUGGAGCUCAUCCCAGCACACUAGAAGAAAGAAACGGGGCCCAUCCUUAAGAGCUGUUUUGCGCCGAAGCACCCGUACAUCUGGCUCAAAAUCUGACCUUUUAUCUGAGUCAGUUGAAAGUGAUGAGUAUCAGUCAGAUGAAAAUAACGAUUCGGAGGAAGAUGGCAGAAGGCGAGCAAAAUUUGAUGUUAGUGGCUCAAGGCUCCCAAAAUAUGAUGAUUGUCUUGACAUUCUUUCAAAGAAGAGAUUGGACCCACCUGUAGGGUCAAACAAAUCUUCCAAUAGUGAUGAGGAAAAAGAAGCCAAAGCAAACCAACUUGAUGCAGAGUUGGCACUAUUAGUGAAAACUGUUGAUCUGCGACCUCAUACAGCCAAUGAAAAUGAACUUUACGAAUUUACGGAUGAUACUCAACCAGAAAUUGGCUUAUCUUGCCCAGUGCCUACUUCAGAAAAUGAGCAUUGCUCUUUAAAAGUUGGUCACAAACGGUGGAAGUCCUACCAUAAAGACAAAAGGAAAUGGAGACAAUCGUAUGCUGCAAUUGUGUCAGACGAAGAUCAACACAAUAAAAUGAAACACAAAGAAGAAGGACCUGACAAGGAAAAGCGAAUAUUUAAAGCGCUGAAAAAAAAUCGUAUACUGACAGCAUAUUUAGAUUCUGAAAACAAAAUUCAUGAUAGUACUUCUAAAGAUUCUCCAAGAGCAGAGGACGAGACAUGGAUAAAGGAGCAAGAUGAAAAGCUUGUCAUGGAGUCAGUAAUAGCACCAGUCAUUGUGAAGAAGGGAGCGGACAUUGAUAGUGUUGACAGUGAUGAUACUAAUACAAAAAACAAAGAAGAUAUGGCUGACUCGCUAACGAUGGAAAAAAGUGAAGUUUCCAGUGGCAAAGAAAAUAAAGGGAAAACUGUACCAAAUACAGAACCAGUUUUUAUUGAAGUUGGAGAAAGGGUCAAAUUGAAGAGGAGGAGAAGAAAACUACUUCAAGAUUCUGAUGAUUCAUCUGUUAAUCAGAAGGAAGAUGUAGCAAGCUCCAGUGAUUGGAAUGAUACAGAGGCAAAUGAACAGAAGCCAAAGAGAAAUUGGAAGAAAUCUAUAAUUAAUAAUGAAUUAGAAGAAAUUGAAUCUCAUGUAAAAAAGAAAAAAUCGUCAAUAAGUUCCUCAUCCAAUGACAUGCCUUCUAAAGCAACCUGUGAACCGGGAUUAAGCAACUCUACAGCAGAUAAAAAUGAAAAACACAACACUGAAACUGGAAAAUUUAUUAAACUAAGUAAGACUGAAUCUUCUUAUUCAGAAAAUGAAGAAAGUUGUAAGCAAACCCAUUUAACUCAAGCCAAGCAGUGUUCACUGUGCUUUCUGAGACAUGUACAAGAUCCCUGUCCAGUGCAAAAUCCACUCCAGAUUGUUGAUGACUUAAUUACUUUUGAGCAGUGGCAAUUGCAAUGCCAAGUGCAAGUACGCUGUUCUGUGAUUGAGCCGCCACGACCAAAGUUAGGUCGACUGAAGAAAUGCACUCCUGAAUCACCUAACCCAAAUGAUCUGCAGAAGAAAAAUAAGGAAAUUGAAACAACAAACAAUGAUAUAAAUACACGUCACUAUGCUGAUGAGUCUCUACCUGUUAAAUUAGAUUUUAAGGUAGUAGAUGAAGAUCAUGGGAAAAGUGUAAUUGCUCAUUCACACAUUGCACAGUACACUCGAUUUGGUCCUCUUAUUGGUCCAUGUGUACAUGAAAAGGAUAUAUCAGAUGAAUCAGAUAUGAGACAUAUUUGGGAGAUUUUAGAUGGAAAACAUCCAUUCUACUUAAAUACAGAAGAUCCCCAGAAAUCCAAUUGGUUGAGAUAUAUGAGACCUGCACCUGAGAGAGAUGACCGUAAUAUUACACUUAUUGUUCAGGACAAACAACUGUACUUUGUUUCGGUUGCUGAAAUACCAGAAGGGGGUGAACUGUUGUAUUGGGCGGAUGAUCACAUUUCAUCAUGGUCAAAGAAAAAAAUCUUAAAGUCAAGUUGCGGAGGCUGCAACAUGCGCUUUGCCCAUCCUCUCUACUACAGAACACAUUGUGCUGUUUUCCAUGAUCCAUUGCACAGCCUAACCAUAAGAAAGUAUCACUGCAAAGUAUGUGGAGAGGCAAUAAUGGGGAAGGAAAAUAUUAUGAAGCAUGCAGCAGAUUUGCAUGAGGGCCGUGGUGCAUAUCAAUGCCAGUAUUGUCACAAGUUUUUCUUGAGACUAAAUUAUUUAGAGAUGCACCGGACUUAUGGAUGCUCCUCCAAUCCUCACCGAACUAGACCUUUGUGUGAUUUUUGUGGAAGGUACUUUUGUCAACCACAAAAACUAAAGGUGCACAUAAAACGAAUGCAUAGUGAUAUGAAUGAAGUAUUAAGGGAGUUCCAGUGCAAGAGCUGCCUAAAGCUUUUAGGGUCACGUGCUGCCCUUCAGAGACACUUUAAAGAAGUCCAUCAUAGAGAUGUUGUAGUGGCAUCUAAUAAUUGUGAUCGCUGUGGAAAGUCAUUUCAAAACCGUAGCAAUUUGAAGAUCCAUAUGCUGACACAUUCAGGUGUCAAACCUUUCAGAUGCCAGCAAGAUGGUUGUUCAGCAGCUUUCACAACCAAACAAUGCUUACAGUUCCACUACAAGAAAGCUCAUGGAUUAUCUGAAGGUGCAUUACCUCGUAUUGAACGCUCAAUUGCUUACACAUUUGAUGCUUAUGCUGGUGAGACAGCUGAUGGCAUUGGGGAGGAAGAGAAAGAUCUCAUUGAAAGACCACAGAGAGUGCUUCGCAAAAAUCGUAAAUCUUCUUCUAAGUCACCAAAAAAUCGUGGCCAUGUUGUGCAGUCUGAAGUAGCAGAUGGUGAUUGUGAAACUGUAGGACUGUCACAGGCUAUGACCCUUGUGACAGAAAAUUUAGACAACCUUGACUGCUCUGAACCUGUUGAGGUAAACCAUUAUGUAGGGACUCAGCCCUACACUCCCAUAACAGAUUCAGACUCUCAUCAGAAAUUUAUGGAUUCAAGAUUAGCAUCAAGGAGUCCUUUGUCACCUAUUGGAGUAGUUAGUUAUGGAGAAGAAGAAAAGCAUAUAGACAGUGAUAAAGUGCUGACUCCUUUGAGAACUGUUUCUCUGCAACACCAUACUGAAGAAAGUUAUUCUCAGUCAAUUAUUCCUGAGAUGUGUUGUAAUUCUGCUAGCCAAUCUCCACAAAGUCAUUUAGACACCUCACCUAUCCAUGGGAUGCACUCAAUCAUGCAUCUCCAAAGUAAAGGACACAAAAAAUGGCUGGGAGAAGUCAUUGAAGUGGCAGAAGAAGCAGCGGCCGCUGCUAUGCGGUUGUCUCCUCGACUUUCUCCCCAUUUAAAAAGAGAUCAUUAUGACUUUGAUGAAAAUAAGGUCAAAGGUAAAUUGCAGUACAUGGAAACUCCAGCAAGACAGGAUCUGCAGGUGGAUUUGGGUGUAGGUCGCAGCAAAACGGCAACUGCCUUAGCCCCAUUUCAUCAUCCUGAGUCUGCCAGUCUACUAGUGGAAGCUGCACUGGAUGCUGCCGAAAGAGACAUCUGCUGCCCAUCUCUAUCAACAAAAUCAUCACCAAAUCCAAUCAGUCACUCUCCUGAACCUCCCCACUUACCUCAAUCUUAUAUUGUGAGAUCUCCACAACAAGAGAGGGCUACAAAUGCGUUGUACUAUCCUCCUGAUACCUCAGCCCAGUCUUCUGAUCACUUUAUUAUGAGUCCUUCUACAGCAUCUCAAUCACAUCUUCACCCACUAGAUUCAUAUAGUAUUCCCUCCACUCUAACGGGCCCAUCAAGGUUGUAUGGUAUACAAAACCAUCAAUUACAUCAACAACUGUUGCCUUUACAGGAUCAACCAUCAAGUGAUGAUGAAGGUGGUAUGGAUUUGGACUGCACUUCAAGAGGGGAAUGUGCCCAAAAUCUUAGUAUGAAUGUGAAAGAGAAGUUAUGUGAACGCCCAGACAAUUCAUCAAUGUAUGAUGUGAGCUCUCCACAUUCUGAAUUAUCCAUUCGUUCUUCAAGUUAUGCUGAACAUCUAUCUCUUCCUCAACAAAACGAUCUGGGCUUCUCUGGGACAAUGAUGGUUGCAUCUCCUCGAUAUCAUUUAUAUGACCUUUCUCCAGAUCGUCAGUGCUCUGACGUGUCUGUCACAGAUCUUACAAUUUCAAACCGCAACAUGCCUCAAGAGUAUGGAUCGUAUGAGAAUAUAGGAGGAAGUGUGGAUUUAUCUGUUCCCAGAAGUCAUGCUUCGGAGGAUCAGGCAGAUCUUCCUUCUUCCCCAUCAAGUUUCAAUUCUGGAUCAGCACAUCACUAUUCCACUCCUCAUUGUGUACCUCCUUACCCAACUCAUCCAAUUGUUUAUCAGAAUUCACCAUUACAGAGAUCCCAUGUUAGUUCCUCUUCGAAUAGCCCUAGUGCAUCUCCAAGUCCUGGCCCAGCACAUUACCAUACUUAUCCGCCGUACUAUUGAAAUUUAGGUUUUUGUUAUUUCUCUGAAAAGAAAACAUUCCAACAAGAGUAGUACCAGAAAAGGUGGGAUAGAUUUUCACUUAUUCAGAAGCAUUAGUUUAGGAAGUAACCGCUGUGGUAAUAACUACUUAUGCUUGCUUGGCUGUUUUCCUAUAUUUCUCUAAGUACUCCUCCAAAGUUGCAAUUCAUUUAUGCGCAUUUAGUUUGUUUCUUGGUCGGAAAACAUGCAGUGUUUUCUCAAUUUAGACAUCAUUUGCCCAUUAAAUCUAUUUGAUUUAUUAAUGCUUUCUAUUUCUUUUCCUAUCUUCUGUCUCAUGAUUCAUCUAUAAUUUUUAAACAUGGCUGUGAUUAAAUGAAAGUAGUUUUCUGCUUUACAUAACUGCACUGAUUAAUUUUUAUUGGCUUAGUUUGCUAGUUUCAUUUUUUCAUGUUUCAACCUAUUGUUGUUUUUUGUUUGUAUCUGUGCUUUUAUUUUUUGUUAAUCGUGGUAAGUGUUUUCUCAGUAACUUUAUCAUGUUUGUCGUAAAAAGUGUGAACACAAACAAAUGGUUUGCAGCUCUAGCGGCCAAGCUUGUUUGAUUCUUAAGUGAUUUCAAUUAGGAUUUUAUUACUAUGUUAUUGAUAUUCAUGUAUUCUGCUUUAGCUAAGCAUUUCCCUUUUUUAAAUGUACUCGUAGGCUCUUGCUAUUACCAAGUGUUUCGUGCAGUACCUACUAAGUUUGCGUUUGUUUAAAGCUUUAAAUCUUAUGCAUUACUCAAGCUGUGAUAAUUAUGUAGUCUGUUUUAUUUUACUUUAUUCAUCUUGGAGGAAGACAUGUAUGCAACCCCAACAAAUUUUGCAUCAUAAUCAGCAUAUUGAUUCCGUUUUAUAAUAGAAAUGUAAACGUUUAAACAACCAAAUGUAGGUGUAUAUGUAAAUCCCCAUUCCUUAACACAUACUGUACAGUACAUGACAAACAGCUAUGUUUUUCGUUUUUUUUAAAACGUCAGCAAUGGUUUUAUUUUAUCUUUAAUCCUGAAAACUACCAGAUUGUCAUGCUCUCAUUGUGCCAUCAUUUGGUAAAAUAGAUUUUUUUUGGUGUGUGAAAUAAAAAACCUGUGCCAAAUGUG
This is a messenger RNA of Frankliniella occidentalis (western flower thrips), 6044 nucleotides long. RefSeq lists its product as uncharacterized. Lineage: Eukaryota; Metazoa; Arthropoda; Insecta; Thysanoptera; Thripidae. Gene Ontology annotation, cellular component: nucleus. The coding region runs from base 212 to 4936 and encodes 1574 amino acids. The transcript has 13 exons. The record is from RefSeq and is a predicted model, not a curated record.